Messenger RNA from Argiope bruennichi, 2002 nucleotides. Its product is annotated as probable sodium/potassium/calcium exchanger CG1090. Gene Ontology annotation, biological process: intracellular calcium ion homeostasis; calcium ion transmembrane transport. Gene Ontology annotation, cellular component: membrane. The transcript is spliced from 10 exons. The coding region runs from base 94 to 1806 and encodes 570 amino acids. NCBI's taxonomy places the organism in Eukaryota, Metazoa, Arthropoda, Arachnida, Araneae, Araneidae. The record is from RefSeq and is a predicted model, not a curated record. Gene Ontology annotation, molecular function: calcium channel activity; calcium, potassium:sodium antiporter activity.
AGAGUUUACGCAGGAUUUCGAUCCUUCCUUUUCAAUUCGAACGGCCUCCCCGGUUGUUCCAACUUCACUGCUCUUCAUCGCGUCUUCACACGUAUGUGGAAACUCUACCAGCGUCGCCACCUGUGGCUUCUUAUAGUGUACAGGUUCUUCUCCAAAUUCUAUGGUAGCUUUAGAGGAGAGGGCUCUGACACUUUGCAACAAAUCUCACCCCAUGGUCGUAAAAUUCUGAGCAUUGACAACUCCACGUCGUCACCUGAUGACGUGGGGGUUGUUCCGAGUUGCAUUCCUCCUUCCCUGGAUGAAUUCCCUGACGAUUUCUUCACCCAGGAGCAACGAGUGAGGGGAGGCCUCAUCGUCCACGCUCUAAUAAUCGCCUACAUAUGUUUGAUGUUAGCAAUCGUCUGCGACAAAUAUUUCGUACCAUGCCUCAAAGUUAUGUCUUCAUAUUUCAAAGUUCCGACGGACAUCGCCGGUGCCACAUUCAUGGCCGUCGGAGCUUCUUCACCGGAACUGUUCUCAUCCGUCAUAGGAGCCUUUGUGACAGAAGGUGACAUUGGUGUCGGCACUGUCGUCGGUUCUGCAGUAUUCAACAUUUUAGCAGUAACCGGAGCAGCGGGCUUUGCUGUAGGAUCGGCGGCAGUUCAGCUGGAUUGGUAUCCAAUCACCAGAGAUUGUGUAAUGUACAUUAUAACAAUUAGUACUUUAGUUGUUAUAAUCCACGAUAAUAUUGUAACCUGGAUAGAAUCUAUAGUGUUGAUUCUUAUGUUCGUUGGGUAUUUAGUCGUUCUUUAUUUCAACUGUCACGUACAAGAAGUUACAACCAGAACAGCUAGACAUUUUACCAUUUGGUGGCAGAACAAAAAGGGAGAAUCCAUGGAUUUACUACCCCGAACCUACGUUGAUGAAUCAUCGGCUUUACUGGUGGCCAACAGACUGGCCAAUCGCUAUCACAGCAAUGAGGACUCGGCCUGUCCGUCGAUGACCUCUUCAUUAAUGGCUUCCGACGAGAUGACCACUAGUGGCGAAAGCGACACAUUGGCCAAAGAGAGCGGGCAUUAUAAAGUCCCUAUUCUUGUACCAGAACUGAUAACUCAGAAGUACAUAUUGGUCAAAGAUUUGGAUGAUGAUACAGACACAUUGCAGAAAGUCACUGAAGAUUUAGAAUCAUCCCUCGAGGUAAACCUAUGGAAGGUGCCAGAGAGCCAUUGGCAUAAGAUCUUCUACUUUCUGACAUGGCCACCCAGCCUCUUGUUUGCCAUGACCAUCCCAAAAUGCAACGGACCCGGUAAAACCAAAUGGUUUCCACUCACUUUCUUCACCAGUAUUGUCUGGCUUGGAGUCCUCUCCUACAUGUGCUUUUGGAUGGCAGCAGUCAUCGGAUACACACUGGGUAUCCCAGAUACAGUAUCCGGCCUGACAAUUUUGGCCGCAGGAACAAGUAUUCCAGAAUUGGUUUCGAGUGUCAUUGUCGUGAGAAGUGGAUUGGGCAACAUGGCCAUGUGCAAUUUGCUGGGAAGUAACAUCUUCGAUAUUCUAUUCUGCCUGGGUGUCCCGUGGCUGGCAAAGACCCUCAUGAACACAGGCACCCGCUCUUUGGUUAUCAACAGUUCAGCCUUGACUUACACCACUCUCAUCCUCCUCUGUGUAGUCGUCAUUUUCUACAUGAUCCUGAUCGCUUGCAAGUGGAAGUUAAAUUGGCGAUACGGCAUCGCCGCUUUUACGCUGUACGUUGCCUUUCUGGUGAUAGCUUCGAUGUACGAGAGCAACGUGUUUGGCGACUUUAAUCCCCCCACCUGCAAUAGCUGACGAAUGCUGCCGACACUUUCUGUCUGAACUAGCAUUUAUCAGAUUCGUUUUUUAGAAGUAUUUUUAUACUGUAUUCGUCAUUUUUUUCUAUCUAUUACUGUUUUAAUCUGUACCUGUGAAAUUUCAACUGUGUGGCGUGUGGAAUUAAGUGUCAUAUUUCAUAUUUCUGAGAAGAGAAUAAAUAGUUAUACAUUGC